AUGAUUUUCCUGCGGAGGCUCGCGCAGCUGCUGGUGCUGCUGAUCCAGAGCGGAUGGUGGGGGGUCGCGCCGAGCCCCACCGACGAGGGAGCGCUCCGGGCCGGCCACGGGGAGCACGGAGAGCCGGGACACCAGGAGCCGCACAAGGACUCCUACAGCACCUUCGCCUCCGAGUUCCUGGAGUCUAGAUACCUGUCCGAUGACGGUUAUCCGUUCCCCACCGCCCCGCCAGUGGAUCCCUUUGCCAAGAUCAAAGUCAGCGACUGUGGAGUGACCAAAGGCUGCAUAAGGUAUGGGAAGCCAGGGUGUGAUGCAGAGACAUGCGACUACUUUCUGAGUUAUCGCCGCAUCGGGACAGACGUGGAGUACGAGAUGAGUGCUGACACAGACGGCUGGGUGGCCGUAGGUUUCUCCUCUGACAAGAAAAUGGGAGGAGACGAUGUCAUGGGCUGUGUCCACGAUGAUAAUGGACGCGUGCGGAUUCAUCACUUCUACAACGUUGGCCAGUGGGCCAAAGAAAUAAAGAGGAACCCGGCUCGAGAUGAAGAGGGCAUUUUUGAGAACAACCGGGUGACCUGCCGUUUCAAACGGCCGUUAUACGUCCCCAGAGAGGAAACACUUGUGGACUUACACCUGUCGUGGUAUUACCUGUUUGCAUGGGGACCUGCCAUACAAGGUUCCAUCACGAGGCAUGACAUCGACAGUCCGCCAGUGAGUGACCACAUGAUCAGUAUCUACAAGUAUGAGGACAUCUUCAUGCCUUCCACAGCCUACCAGACCUUCAACUCUCCCCUCUGCUUACUGCUCAUAGUAGCCCUCACCUUCUAUUUACUGAUGGGAACGCCAUAA
Messenger RNA from Chelmon rostratus (copperband butterflyfish), 849 nucleotides. Its product is annotated as DOMON domain-containing protein FRRS1L. The record is from RefSeq and is a predicted model, not a curated record. Gene Ontology annotation, biological process: regulation of glutamate receptor signaling pathway. Bases 1 to 849 code for a protein of 282 amino acids. Lineage: Eukaryota; Metazoa; Chordata; Actinopteri; Chaetodontiformes; Chaetodontidae. The transcript has 5 exons.